UUUCAUUUUCUUUUAUGCAGGCCUUUCAUGCGUACACUCUUUACAUUUUAUUGUACUCCUGGUUUAACUCGUCUGAGACUGCAGUUAUUUCUGGGUACGGCAAUUCAUCCUGGGUCUACGCGUUGGAAAUAUUUAUUGUGAACAAGUGCGGGUAUAUCCUGCCCUAUAUUGUGUCCUAUAUGCAUGCAAGGGAAAUUCAGAGUAUAUUUUACAUGGGAAUGGAAGUAGGCUUGUACUUUGUGUUUACACAGAUUAUAGGAUAUAUUAAAGAGGCAAGAGUAUUUCUGUUGAGCAGUAAGCUUCCUAUAAACCCAUCUGGCCACACUUUUAUUUUACUUAAUGGAAUACACAUUUUGCUAAAUAUCAAUCCAUCACUUAUAAUAGUGAUUCUAAUGUAUGAAUAUAAUAAAAUAUUAACACAUACCAUAGAGUAUUAUCAUACAUUCAUUGAUGUAUUCCUGGGAAUAUGUAUAUAUUAUGUGUACAGAUACGUAAUUAACAGAAUACAUUAAUAAACACACAUAGUGCAUUAUAAUCUAGUGCUUCUCCUACCAAUAAUCCAACCUUUGCCUGAUAUAUUAGAUAUUUAUAGCCCGAAUAUUCUGUAUCUACCUAAAUUAUACAGAUAAAUUUGCUUUAAUAAAUA
Messenger RNA from Nematocida parisii ERTm1, 646 nucleotides. RefSeq lists its product as uncharacterized. The transcript has a single exon. Bases 15 to 512 code for a protein of 165 amino acids. The record is from RefSeq and is a predicted model, not a curated record. NCBI's taxonomy places the organism in Eukaryota, Fungi, Microsporidia.